AUGGACCAGGCCACUGCCGCACAACAGGAUGCUGAACAAUCCAGGACGCUUCUCCUACCAACCGCAUUGAGCAGUACAGGUGCCAGCAUGCCUGCUCAAUCAAAGUCACAAAAAGCCGCUUCAUCUACUCCCCUAAUGACAGCCUCUACGACCACUUCACGAAUCCGCCUAAUAGUCCGUAUCCUGUCAUUUCUCCUGACGGGAGCCAUCGUGAUCGUGCUCGCCCACGCACUCUCGAUCUACUUCUCCAGCCGAGACAAGACCAUGUACGACGCGCGGCUGCAGAUCGACAUCCGCGUCUGGCCAAACAACAUGAAGACCCGGCCGACACUGCUGCUCCUUGGAGCCGCCAGUGCCGCGACUCUCCUCAGCGGCACCCUCUGCGUCGGCAGCUUCUCCAAAGUCGUCCGCCGCCUCACCCCGACCUCCAACAUCCUCACCAUGGCGGUCUCCGCCGUCGCGCUCGCCCUGUGGAUCGCCGUGGCGAUCCUGUAUAAAGCCGACGACCUGAACCCGGCCGAGCACUGGGACAUGCUCUCUUUCACGUGCGGCCGGAGGCACGACGCCGCGCUGGACGCCGCGAUCGGCAACCUGGGCAGUCUGUGCCUCCAGAUGCGCUACGCGUGGUGGGUGACCAUCGCGGUGGGAUUGUUGGAGUUGGUUGCGUUGGGGACAGUGGUUUGGGCUUGGUGGUCCGGGAGGUGGUCACGGGGUGAUAAAGGGGCGUAUCGGAUGCUGGAUACAAAGUAG
Molecule: messenger RNA, 750 nt
Organism: Exophiala bonariae
Lineage: Eukaryota; Fungi; Ascomycota; Eurotiomycetes; Chaetothyriales; Herpotrichiellaceae
Exons: 2
Coding region: 1-750 (249 amino acids)
Source: RefSeq, a predicted model, not a curated record